Molecule: messenger RNA, 2610 nt
Organism: Doryrhamphus excisus (bluestripe pipefish)
Lineage: Eukaryota; Metazoa; Chordata; Actinopteri; Syngnathiformes; Syngnathidae
Source: RefSeq, a predicted model, not a curated record
GGUAUUAUCAUAUAAACACAAAGAUAAAAUUAAGGACUUUAAUUUAGGAGACGAGAUAAUUGCAAUUUUAACAACUUGCAGUGGCACUCAUGAUAAACACCGGUGUGCGAGGCGCUCUUGAGCGACAGCAGGGUCGGCCAAUCACAUGCCCAGCAAAGAAUGGGCUUGAACCAAUCGAUGAUCUUUUGGGCGGUCUAAAUGGAAGCAGUUUAACUUGAGGGGCCGUUUUUACGCUUGGUCCCAUACAGGUAUUGCUUGACAGGUCUCCUUUUAAUAGUCUGCAGCAUAACACCGUUUUUUGGACGGUAAAAACUACAGAGGAAACCUGACAAGGAAAAGAACGAAAUAUUAUAAAGACAUGUUUGUAGAAAACAAUUUCACAAUUAAUGUGUGAGUCAAGGGAAGAUGUACAGUACUAAAACACAUGAAUGGCAUUUGACAAAAAAAAUGAGGGGCACGUGACAGUGUUGUUUCCAUGGUAACACCCGCCGUACUGUGAACUACUUAUUGUAUGUUAGCAUACAUACCGCACCAUUGUGGAACAAAUAUAAACUAACAAUGGGACUAAUAACAUCGUCCCCAUCCACAAUAUAUAAGCCCCUGCUUUUGUUUUGUCUCCCACGCUGGCAGUGCGAGUUGAGCUGAGGUUGGCUGUGUGGCUCGAUACAUUAAUCAUGCAUGCCUGGCUUUUUUGGCCACUAGUUAGUUAGUUAGGAGACAGGAGGGAAGCUUGUUCUUCACACUGCUUCCAUGGCUACCUCCGGGGAAUGCACGCUCUGGACCACCCUGUGUGUGUGCUUCACAGCCCUGCACACGAGUGCCGUGAUGGUGACCAUGAGGGAGUCCACCAUCGAGGUGGUCCGAGGGGAUUUUGUCGUCCUGCCCUGCUCCUUCUUCACCUCCAGCCCCCUCUCCAGACUCAACAUCAUCUGGACACUCGCCCCUUUCUCCAGUCCACAGGCCCCCAUUCAGGUGAUCGUGUAUGACCAUGGUCAGGUUAUAGAGGACCCCUCCCUCAUUGGCAGGGUGGCUUUCACAGGUCUCCCUUGGAGUGCAGACAUCAUAAUGAAUGACACGCGUGUGUCUGAUGCUGGGACUUAUCGCUGCAUGGUCAACAAUCCUCCAGAGACGGCUGAUGCUGGCAUCGGGGAACUGGUCCUCAGUGUGCUGGUGGCGCCCUCGCUGCCGGCAUGCCACUGGGACGGAGACAUGGACACGGGAGGGAGUGUGAGGUUGUCCUGCGCUGUGGCCGAGGGCAUUCCGACGCCAGAGAUCCGCUGGGAUAAACUCAAUCCUGAGGAGAUUUCUCUUCCCAUCAACAUGGAGGAUGAUCUGUCCGGCUGGGUCCAAAUUGUCAACGUGUCCACGCAGACGUCUGGCCUGUAUCGCUGCUCCGCCUCCAACCUCCUGGGAACAGAAAACUGCUACAUCAACCUGUCCGUCUACAGCGUGGCAGGCAAUUCCUCAGGGAUCCUGCAGGGGGUGCUGUUGACGCUGUCCAUGGCUUUGACGCUGCUGGCCCUGCUGGUGCUCAUCCUGUGGCUUCAUCACACCGGUCAGGAUGGACGAUGGAGGCCAUCCAAACAGGAGGAGGAGGAGGAGGGGGAUGAAGGUUAUAAUGAGAUCCGCUACACUCCGUCACUGAUAAAACGUUCCUUUGUUUGACCAAGUAGAAAGACGCCGUAUUAAAGUUUUAAAUAAAAAAUUCUAAAUGAUUCACACAGCAUUAGUGGCAAUGGGUGAUUUACUCAACUACAGAGAAUGCCAGGCAUAUAUUAUUAAUAAUGUAUUGAUUUUAAAUAAGAAAAAAUACAUAAAACAAAAAACUUAAUGAAAUAAAUGACUUACCACCGUUGAGGCGUUAUUUUCGACAGCCCCAAUAUUUCCGGUCAUAUUUUACAAUAAGGCAUAGAAAAUGACAGUAGUUAACGAGGACAAGUUACUCAUUCAUCCCUCAUUACAUGCUAUUUAUCUUUAGUUCCUUUCUUAUUUCUAAAUUGAUUGAAAUCUGCAGCACAGUUGGCAUAAUUUAGCAUCUUUACGUUAGUUUGCUGACAGUUGACUAAAAACAAGACAAAAAAAAAAUGAAAUCAGCCACAGCAGCACAUUUGCAAACAAAGACACAAAAACCUUUAAUUUAAAUAGAAGAAAGAAAAAAAAUCGCUUUAAAAAACUGUACAGAACAUUGAACAUUGACUUUAAAGUUCUUAAAUAAAAGACCCUGCCCCUUCCAGACCCAGAACAAAAACAAAAGCGGGUGGUGGCAUGGUGCAAAAACAAACAAACCAAAAAAAAAAAAAAAACCCUGCACAUUUCAAAUGCAAAGCUUUUCUCCCCUUCGCUCACCUCAAACAGACCCUCCAACUUAGUGUUUUAAAUGGAAAACAACCCAGGACUUCCAAUCAUAAUAAAAUAGAUUUAUAUUUUAAAUAUAUAUUUAUAAUAUGAAACAUGCUGUACAUAAUUGCAAAGAUGAUGAAAUCCCUUUUUAAGUUGAUUUAAACUGACACUCUAACUUGCGUUUGCUUCCUGCAGGCAAAGUAAACAAAAGAACGAACAGGAAGUUUGACUGGCGGCAGUUUCAGAAAGAACGACAUUGGGGGGGUUACU